AUGUCCCCCCCCGCCCAGCCGGGGGUGCCGGGCGGGCGCGGCUCUAAGGGGCCCCCGGCGCGGAAGCUCCUCUGCAUGUGCAGCCUCUCCCUGUGCCUCACCUACCUGUGCUACAGCCUGAUGGGGGGCACCGGCCCGGCCGCCCUGCGCUCCCCCGCCGCGCUCCCCGGCUCGGCGGCCCCCGGGGCCCCGCGCUCUCCCACCGCCUUCCCCGUCACGGCGGCCCCGCGCUCCUCCGCCAGCCCCCCGGGCGGCCCCGGCGCCCCGGCCCCCUCAGCCGCUCCGCCGCGGGCCUCCAACGGCAGCCGGGAAGGGGCGGCGGGCACCUGGCUGCGGACGCAGCUGGCCCCCGGGGAGGUGAUCACGGCGCAGAGCGGAGCCUUCGAGAGGGACCCGCAGGAGUCGAGCACCACGGACGAGGAGCUGAGCCGGGCCGGCAGCCCGGGCAGCCGCGGCGGCAGCAGCAGCACCACGCCGGACUACGGGGAGAAGCGGCUGCCGCAAGCCCUCAUCAUCGGGGUGAAGAAGGGGGGGACGCGGGCGCUGCUGGAGGCCAUCCGGGCGCACCCCGACGUGCGGGCCGUGGGCACCGAGCCCCACUUCUUCGACAGGAACUACGAGAAGGGGCUGGAGUGGUACAGGAACGUGAUGCCCAAGACGCUGGAGGGCCAGAUCACCAUGGAGAAGACCCCCAGCUACUUCGUGACCAACGAGGCCCCGCGGCGCAUCCACUCCAUGGCCAAGGACACCAAGCUGAUCGUGGUGGUGCGCAACCCCGUCACCCGCGCCAUCUCGGACUACACGCAGACCCUCUCCAAAAAGCCAGAGAUCCCCACCUUCGAGGUGCUGGCCUUCAAGAACCGGACUCUGGGGCUGAUCGAUGCCUCCUGGAGUGCUAUCCGCAUUGGGAUUUAUGCCCUGCACUUGGAAAACUGGCUCCAGUACUUCCCCCUCUCCCAGAUCCUGUUUGUCAGCGGUGAGAGGCUCAUCACUGACCCCGCUGGGGAAAUGGCCAAGGUCCAGGACUUCUUAGGCCUCAAGAGGAUUGUGACAGAGAAGCAUUUUUAUUUUAAUAAAACGAAGGGGUUUCCCUGUCUGAAGAAGCCAGAGGACAGCAGUGCUCCCCGGUGUUUGGGCAAGUCCAAGGGUCGAACUCACCCCAAAAUAGACCCAGACGUCAUCCACAGACUGCGGAAGUUUUACAAACCCUUCAAUGUCAUGUUUUACCAAAUGACAGGCCAAGAUUUCCAGUGGGAGCAGGAAGAAAGUGAUAAGUAAAACCACAAAAUCAGGAAAAAAUUUUUUUUUUUGUUUUUGGGAUGUGAAUCAUCAUUUCAGACCCAAAACUCUCUUGGGGCCAGAGGCUCAGCCCUGCGUGUAACAGGCUCUUGUGUUGUCAGGGCUGCAGCAGCAGUCACCCCACAUGUGCAGUUCUGGAACUGUAGUGGCCUGUCACCUUGGGCUCUCCCCACCACGGCGCUGGGGGUCAGGGGCAGGUGGGAGGAGGAGGAGGCAGGGGGAGCACGGCUCCUCGGGGUGAUGGGGCACUUCAUGUCGAUGUUUCGCUGCUGGUGUCCCCCUUGCAGCCAGGCAGGCAGGUCCAGACCUCCUGCCAUGGCAAGCUGGCAAGAGGGUGGCUCCCAAAACCCAGCACUGAGACAAACCCAUAGAUUUGAUUUCUCCUGCCCUGCACUUUAGUUUUGCCCAAACAGCAGCAUCAGAUCUGGUAAAUUCAGGCCUUGUGCACUCACAUGCACACUGGUCUUUGUGUGUGGAAGGAAUAAAGCCAGUUACGCUGCAAAGGAA
Molecule: messenger RNA, 1806 nt
Organism: Onychostruthus taczanowskii (white-rumped snowfinch)
Lineage: Eukaryota; Metazoa; Chordata; Aves; Passeriformes; Passeridae
Product: heparan sulfate glucosamine 3-O-sulfotransferase 4-like
Exons: 2
Coding region: 1-1278 (425 amino acids)
Molecular function (GO): [heparan sulfate]-glucosamine 3-sulfotransferase activity
Source: RefSeq, a predicted model, not a curated record